Molecule: messenger RNA, 357 nt
Organism: Cavenderia fasciculata
Lineage: Eukaryota; Evosea; Eumycetozoa; Acytosteliales; Cavenderiaceae
Exons: 2
Coding region: 1-357 (118 amino acids)
Source: RefSeq, a predicted model, not a curated record
AUGUCAGAGGAAAGCACUACUACUAUUACUAGUUCGACAACUGCAGAGGUUGAAGAGACGACAACAGAUAACAACAAACAAACCAUAGUUGAAAGUAUCAAACAAGCAAUGGCUGAAAAGAUGCUCAACGGCACCUAUGACGCUCAAGGUGAAGAAGAACAAAACUACAAUGAAAUACAUAAAGACGAUGAUGAAGAUGAUGAAGAAGACGAAGAUGAUGAAACACCUGUCUAUGAAAUCACUGCAACCGAUCAUAUUAAUGCUUCUUUAAUGGAAUCAUUCAAGAAUAAAUUUGAAAGUGGAGAUUUGCAACAAAGAGACGAUGAAAUCAUUGAUAAUGGAGAAUGGGAUGAUUAA